This is a messenger RNA of Dinoponera quadriceps, 2134 nucleotides long. RefSeq names its product HAUS augmin-like complex subunit 3. Lineage: Eukaryota; Metazoa; Arthropoda; Insecta; Hymenoptera; Formicidae. The record is from RefSeq and is a predicted model, not a curated record. The transcript has 9 exons. Gene Ontology annotation, cellular component: mitotic spindle; HAUS complex; centrosome. The coding region runs from base 174 to 1997 and encodes 607 amino acids. Gene Ontology annotation, biological process: spindle assembly; centrosome cycle.
GUUCCUUCACUGCCAUCGCUGUGCUUCAGCCGUUAUGACACUCGAAUGUUUUGAAACUGAAAUUUAACACUGAAUAAAGUAUUUUUGGGAAAGAAGAUUGGAAGGAAAAAAUAUUGUACCGUAUACCCCAAAGGAGACAGACAUCAGUGAAAAAAGAAGAAUUGUGUUGCAAGAUGAGUAUCGACGGUAGAAUGUUUUACAACAAGUUGUGUGAUUUGCGCCCGGACUUGUCUUCGAAAAUUACGCCGGAGAUGCUGAACAAAGUUUGCGAUGAUCCUGGUACACAACCUUUUUUGGAGUGGUUCUGCAAGAACGUGAGCCUUGUCAAUGUUCUGUCCAAUGAAGAGACAAAAUUAAAAAAUGUAUUGCAGGAUACAGAUGAGUGGUUAGAAGGUGAAGCAUUGGAUGCCGCAUUAGAAGAAGCUACCAAAGACUGUCCAGAUUUGCUGCAUCUUGUCAGUUUGGAUGAUACACAUAAGGAAGACUUGUUUGAGGAAUAUAAAACGUUAAAGGACUGUUGUAGAGAAGAUGAAGACUAUCUUGAUUCAUUGAAGCAGAGUGUAAAAAAAUUGAAAGAAAUUAAGAACAAGCUGGACGAUGAUAUUGAGGAAGCAGAAACCACGCUGGACAAAGAACGGAUCGAAACAGAAAAAUUGUAUUACAACUGUAGUGUAGUUCUGAAGGAAUUUGAUAAAGACAUUUGUCAAUUCUCCAAAGAUGUCGAUGCUUUGUUAAAUACAUAUGCUGAUGCUGCUAAAAAUCAAGGUGAUGCAGCGUUGCUGUCACAGAUGCCCAUAGACUUAUUUCUUAAACAGAUAGAACUUUAUAAUCAUUAUUUGGGUAUCCACAUAAGGAAACAAUUUGGAAACGCUAACAACAAAGAAGAGCAGGAUGAGGAUUCUGAUUAUGCAUCUCUAAUAAACAACAGUAGGGAGAAACAGGUUGAUGAAAGAAUGCAUGAAUUGAUUUCAUGUAAGACAAAUUUGACAAAUUCUAAAAUAGAAGAGAUCAAUGCUCACAUUCAAGUAGAGUCCUACAAAGCAAUGUUGCAAUGCAUUCAAGAUAUUUAUAACGGCGGAGUCCUGAAGAUACCUGGGGACGGUAAAAUAUGGGAUAAGAUGCUGACGUUAAGUACGGAAAGGGACAUUCUGGAGCAGAACGUCGAACUUUUGCGGGAGCAGCAGCUUUCAGAGAUAGCGCAAUUCGCGGAAAUGGAGACGAUGAAGAUUCUAAAGAACGACGCGCUUGCUCGUCUCGAACGGAGGAAGACUCGUCUCGAGAAGCUCAAAAAUUUAUAUCGCCUUGCGGGAGAGCACGGUCAUGUUCACGUAGAUUUGCUGUACAUAUUAAUGGAAAUGCAAUAUCGCAAGCUCCGCGAAGUCGCCGAAUUCAUCGCCGAUGCUCGCUAUUACAUCACCACAGAAUACAAGCUUUCUUCUACGAGAUGCGAAAUUAUGCGACAACAACAAGACGAGUACGCGACCAUUCUAAUGGAAUCUCCGAAAACUUGCAAUGCGUUCAACCAAAUCUUCAUCAACAUGAUGGCCGGUAACUGUUCGGACCAGUCGCUUUCUUCUGCGUUGAAAAAAUACGACGACUUGAUAGUUGACAACGCAGACAAGAAAUUGAUGUUGGAAACAUAUCUGGAUAAUAAGAUUGAUAAAUUAGAAAAAUUAGCAAACCUAGUUAACAAGGAUUAUAUGGCCGAGAUACAAAACGAACCAACAAAUAACUUAAAGCCAAUUUCAUAUCAAAUUAGUACUGGUUACGAGGAAAUGUCUGCUAACGUUCAAGAAUUACAAAUGGAUGUUAAUAGAAUCAGAAACCAAUUCAAAGAACGGAUGAAGACCGACGCCAAACUUGAACGCGAGAAGGAUAUCUUAUGGCAGAGAUUCUUGGCAGACCCAGAUACACUAAGAAUGAAAUAUGAGGAAAUAAAGCAAAGAGCAAAUGAUACUCACUUUGGCGAUACUUUAGAGAGUAAGUCAAGUUCUUAAACUAAUAGAUUAUACUUGGAAUAAAAUGAAACCAAUACCAUGUAUUUCUGUAGUGUGACAUCAUAAUUUUUAUUAUAAUUCUAUUAGGACAUGAUUUUUAAUGUAAGGAUAAAUAAAAGAUCAGAGUAAAAAUGUCA